UAUAUUUCUUUAUUUUUUAACUAUUUAUAAAGUUAACUAUUUUAUUGUUAUUAUUUCGACAGUUUGAUGUAAAACUAUCACUAAGUAAAUUCAUUUAAAUUUUGAUGAUAACUUUCAACCAAGUUUUUUCAAUGAAUCAAAAACACGCAUUAACGAUUUUUCGAAUCUAAAUAACGAUAGGUACAUUUACAAGCAUUUUAAAAUUGUUAAUGAAAAUGCAAAUCAGUCCAACUCGAAGAUCGUUGACCACAUUCAACGUAGCGUUCUAAUAAAUGCCAUAAAUUUGUCAAUUUCCUAAAAGUAUUGUCUUGCUUAUAUUGUCAUUUUCUUUUUGUUUUGUUUUGUUUUGUUUAAUUAGCACAUUAAUAUGUAUAUUUAAUGUACGGUAAAAAAAAUUGUUUUUGUUUAGAUGUAGCACCGAAGGUCAACAAAUCGGAUUCUAAUCUCUUAAGGAAUCCUUGAAAGCCCCACCAUUUUCUCUAAAAUCCUUCCCCACUUCCUCUCUCUCUCUUUUCCUCUCUCAUCUAUUGUAUAACAUAUGAGGAUACUUUUAUAUUUAUUAUUCUUAUUCUUGUGUUUAUUCGUGAGCCUUCUUAACGUAUUUCUUAAUAAGACUUUUACAUUUAUAUCAAAUUAUUCCAUUUUCUUACGAUUAUUUCGGUUUUAAGCGCAAAAAAAAAAAGAAAAAAAAAUCUUCAAUCGACCGUCGAGUUUUUCAUAUUACAAUUGUAACGUCAAUUUAAUAAUAUAUCAUCGAUAUAAAAAGAAAUUACGUAUUACCAUACGUGAUAAUCUUACGUCAAAUGGAGAUAAUAUCUUGGAAGACAUUUGAAACGAAUUUAAAACGAUUCAUAGGAACACAGACAUUAAGAGAGGAAGAUAUAAGACAUGAUGAAGAAUCAUCGAAAUUUUCCGAAACAAGUUAUCAGGAUAUAUUUAAAAAGAUUGACUCAUUAAAAACUACGGCGAAUAAUUUCAUCCAUAGAAUGAAUACAUAUAAUUCAAAAAAAACUUUACCAGAAAAUAUAGAUAUUGCUAAUUAUAAAAAUCAGACAGAAAAAUCCGAAAAUACAGACGAUAAACCUGUACAUAUUCAAUUAAAAGUAACAAAUGAAACAGAUAAACCUUUAUUUUCUACUGAUACUAUAUCCAACAUUAAUCGCAGUUUAAAAGAACAUUUAAGUCUUAUAAGUGACUUCAAUGGAUCCAAUAGAUAUGUAGAAGGAUUUAUUAAUGAUGUUAAAUUUGUAUUAAAUCUUCUUACUGUAAGAGAAAAGACUUUAUUUAUCAAAUUAGUUUAUGCAUAUAAAAUAAAGGGAGCUGCUAAAACUUUAUUAGAUAAAUUUGUCAUUUCUUCGAUAGAAGAUUUUUUUCAAAAACUUCGUUUGUGUUAUAAAGAUAUAAACAAAUUUGUUCAUUAUAAAACGAUUAGGAAAAGAUGCACUCAAGGAACUGAUUCAGUGUUAACGUAUAAUAAAAAAUUUCUACGAGCUGAACAAAAUGUUUUAAGAACUAUUUAUGAGAAUGAAAAUUUAACUUUGUGUCAAAAGAAUACUUAUAUGUCUAUUGAAAAAGAUAAUGGAUUGAAGGAAUACAUUUCUGGUUUAAAUUACGAUUUCAGAGUUUUACUUGAAAUCAAAUGUCCGAGGUUUUUACUUGAGGCACAAACAAUGGCGUUAGAUUUAGAAGCAAGACAAAAAAAUGUGUUUUAAUUCAUGACUCAUAAGGUGUGAGCAACAUAAGUAAUAUUAUUUAAUAUUCGCUUUUAUUAUCAGACUAAUAUUAAAGUAAUAAUAAUAAUAAUAAUAAUAAUAAUAGAAAUAGAGAAAAGAUAAACCAAAACUGUUCCUUUUAAAUCAAGACAUUUUCGAAGUUUUUUUACACUUAUAUUAUAUUAAAAAACAAUAUCUAUAUAUACAUAUCUAAAAUAUUAAA
Molecule: messenger RNA, 1935 nt
Organism: Polistes dominula (European paper wasp)
Lineage: Eukaryota; Metazoa; Arthropoda; Insecta; Hymenoptera; Vespidae
Source: RefSeq, a predicted model, not a curated record